CAACUGCGUUCAAUGUGAAUCAGGCGCUGGAACACAUCACGUUCAAACCAGCACAGCUUGGAACUGGAGCAGGAUCCGUUCAGUCAGGAACAUCAGUCAAGCAUCCAGCGAGGGAUCAUGUUCUAGUGGCUUGUGCUGGCUGUCCGUCAAUACAAUGAACAAUGAAGAUGAGUUCUAUGAUGCCGUCACAGGCUUGGAUUCAGACGAGUCAUGUGAGGGCACUUCAGAAGCCAGCUUUAAAGAUGCCGUAGUGGAUGCUGGUGCGGAGAAACACAAUGUCCCUGUACAAGAGAAUGGAAUCAAGAAACGCAGGACAACCCUUCCUGCCCCCAUGUUCUCCAGAAAUAACUUCAGCAUAUGGAGCAUCCUGAAGAAAUGUAUAGGACUGGAGCUGUCUAAGAUCACCAUGCCCAUUGUGUUUAAUGAGCCACUAAGCUUUCUGCAGAGAAUCAGUGAGUACAUGGAGCACACGUACCUCAUCUCCAAAGCCUGUGCAGAGUCUGACUCCACUGAGAGAAUGCAGGCUGUAGCUGCCUUUGCUGUGUCCGCUGUGGCCUCUCAGUGGGACAGGACCGGAAAGCCGUUUAACCCUCUAUUAGGGGAAACCUAUGAACUUUUACGAGAGGAUCAGGGCUUCAGGUUGAUCUCUGAACAGGUUAGUCAUCACCCACCAAUCAGUGCAUUCCAUGCUGAGGGCCUAGCAGGCGACUUCCUGUUCCAUGGUUCUAUAUACCCAAAGCUCAAGUUCUGGGGCAAGAGUGUGGAAGCAGAACCAAAAGGAACCAUCACGUUAGAGCUCCUCAAACACAAAGAGGCAUACACAUGGACAAACCCUUUUUGCUGUGUACACAAUGUCAUUGUGGGCAAACUGUGGAUUGAGCAAUACGGCACUGUAGAAAUACUGAAUCACAGUACUGGAGAUAAGUGUGUGCUGAACUUCAAACCCUGUGGGAUGUUUGGUAAAGAGCUGCACAGAGUGGAGGGAUACAUCCAGGAUAAAAGUAAGAGGAAGCGCUGUGUGAUCUAUGGGAAAUGGACAGAAUGCAUAUGGAGCGUAGACCCACAGGCAUACGAUUCUCAUCGCAGGAACGAUAAAAAAGGAGCAACAGACACCAAGAAACAGAAAUCGGAAGAAGCAGAUGUUGCAGAAAAUGAUGAAGCAGAUGACAUGCCGGAGAUACAGGAGACUGUAGCUGUGAUCCCUGGUAGCACUCUACUCUGGAGAGUGUGUCCUAGACCAUCUCACUCAGCAGAGAUGUAUAACUUUACUAACUUUGCUAUCACACUGAAUGAAUUGGAGUCAGGAAUGGAGAGCAUUUUACCCCAGACAGACUGCCGGCUACGACCUGAUAUACGAGCCAUGGAGAAUGGAGACAUGGAUGAAGCCAGCAGGGAGAAGGAGAGGCUGGAGGAGAAGCAGAGAGCAGCUCGUAAAGAAAGGGCAAAGGAAAAUGAGGAAUGGUGUACUAGAUGGUUUGAGCUGGGAACAAACCCACACACAGGAUCACAGGACUGGCUCUACACUGGAGGUUACUUCGAUAGGAACUAUACAGACUGUCCUGAUAUUUACUAACGAGGGACCAGCACUCACUCCUCUUCCUUCCUUUUCCCACCACCACAUGCAUCCAGCAUCACAUCAUAUCCGACAUUUUCUGCUGAUGCAGCAGCAUUAGCUGGUUUUCCUUCAUUCAACCAAAUAUAUUCAUCACACUGCUUACUCUAUUUACUGAAACGUAACUUGGUGUGUUUUGAAAUCAGGGAUUUGAGCACUCAUUCAGAGUUAAGCCUUUCUGAUGGGUGAAAGGGGACGAUGUGAUCACACAACUUGGAGGGUUUUUUUUUUUGUUGUGUUUUUUUUUUUUUUUCCCCCCGGUAAGGGGUUUUCCUGUGAAAGCACUGAUGAUGAUCAUAUAGAACAUAAGGAAAGUGAAGAAGAAGAAAAGAAGAGCGACUAAUGAUCAGAGAAUUGCCUUAUUUUCUGCCUUAGAACUCUCAUAAAUACUCCCAUUACAUCUGUGUGUCAUGCUUCAUUACUGUUUAUUGCUCCAUGACCAAACCUACAGCUCGAUAUGUAUACUAAUCACAUACCGUCAUACAGAUCUGAUUUUCUAAUGGUCGUAGUCUAUACUCAAAUGUGUGUAAAAUACCAGAGGACACAUUUUUGACAUUUGAGAGCACUGAUAUGCUACAAACUUAUUUGACCAACUCACCACUGUUAAAUAGAGUGAAGUGAAAUGAAUCAUCAUAAAAACAAACUAUAAUAAUAAUAAUGAACUGCUCAAUUUGUGUUCAUAUACUAUUUCAGUUUAUGUGAAGGCCAACAUUCCUCCCGUGAAUGUACAAUAUAAUGUGAUGGUUUUUAGUUCUAAUGUUAGAAGAUUUUUCUAGAGAAGUUAUUCACAUUAAAGUUCACAUUUUAAAAGCUGCAACUAUAAAAAUGGAUUUUUAAUGAUUCCUGAGAAAUUGUUAUCUGAGUAUCAUGUGACGUGACCAUUUGUGCUGUGAUGCUCUGACAAGAUUAGAAUUGAAAAAUUAUUGAAUAAUAAGCAUGCAUUCAGCUUCAACGCUGAAUGCUUAAUAGCAUUAAUGUUGUGUGUUUUUUUUUAAGCAUGUAGCAUUUUCUUGGAUUUGGUUUUUUCCCCUUCUAUAAUAUGGCAUAUUUCUCACGGUUGCACGUAUCCCAUUUGUCCUGUUCUGUACAUAGGUUUAAGCACAUCUUGUUUCAGUUUCAUGCCUCGUGUCAUCAUUAUUCUUAAAACUUGAGGAAACUCGCACCUCUUGUAAGAGCAGUCACAAUCUAUGCAACUCAUCACAAACCCCUGCAUAUUUUCUUGUAUUUAGUCUGAAGCUAAAUAAAUAGUCCAUAGUUUAGUCUUACUGGUGACAAAUGUUUAUAGACAGUUUAUAGGAUUGUAAAAAUCACAGCAAUUUAUUCUCAGCUAUUUUUCCUCUUUUCUUCAGUGGCCACGGUAAAAUCGUAUUCCCUUUUCCCUUUAUCAUUGAAGCUCUAGUUAUGAUCCGUGCACUAGUUGUCCUGCACAGUGAUGCUAGAAUUUCAUGUGUUUUUAUUUAAACUACCAAACUUUAUUUUCCUCCUUCAGUGCCUGAGUUUGUAUCACUGAUACUUGACAUUUUUUUUUAUUGUUUCUUAAUCAUUGUCAUGGGUGUUUUAAGAUUUCUUCACAAGUAUGCUUGCUUUGUCAUUUUGUUUUGUCUUGUUUGCUUAACCAAAUUUCACACUUCCUUUGUGAUUAACACUCAAAUGUCAGUGAGAAUGUUGGCAGAUUUUCACACGCUGUAUGAUGUACACAUGCACAGUGCAUUACACUACUUGAUUGCCUCCAUUAAAUAAGUUGCUCCUCCAUUAAGUGUACAUUUGACUAUAUGAAAACUAGCAAUAUAAAACGUAUACAGAGUU
Molecule: messenger RNA, 3418 nt
Organism: Tachysurus vachellii
Lineage: Eukaryota; Metazoa; Chordata; Actinopteri; Siluriformes; Bagridae
Gene: osbpl2b
Product: oxysterol binding protein-like 2b
Exons: 14
Coding region: 155-1573 (472 amino acids)
Cellular component (GO): intracellular membrane-bounded organelle; cytosol; membrane
Molecular function (GO): cholesterol binding
Source: RefSeq, a predicted model, not a curated record